Pelmatolapia mariae (spotted tilapia) is the source of this 2943-nucleotide messenger RNA. RefSeq lists its product as uncharacterized. Bases 260 to 937 code for a protein of 225 amino acids. Gene Ontology annotation, biological process: negative regulation of BMP signaling pathway. Gene Ontology annotation, molecular function: protein binding. The record is from RefSeq and is a predicted model, not a curated record. The transcript has 3 exons. Gene Ontology annotation, cellular component: AMPA glutamate receptor complex. Lineage: Eukaryota; Metazoa; Chordata; Actinopteri; Cichliformes; Cichlidae.
AGAGCAGUGAAACUUUCCCCCUCAUGCUCCCAGCCUCCACUCCCUUCCGGACUCCUUGCCUUGCAAAAGUGUGCGCAGACCCGGCAGACCGCUGUGGAGAGGUUCAGGAUUUGGGGGGUUUGUUUUUAACAAUGUAACGAAGAAAAGGUUUUUAUUUUUUCAAAUCUUGGCUGAUCGCUCUACUAAACCCAAGUAGGACUACAGUGCAAGUUUCCCUUCACUAACGAACUUUUACUCAUUUGGAUUAAUCAGCUAGAUUAUGGAAAAGCUUGUGAGAGAGCGCCUUUCCUUAGCGCGCGGGAUACGCACGGUCCUUCUGGCACUCGUACUUUGCGCGCAGGCUUGUUUAGGCUUUUCGGUCGCUGGACAGCAGGAGAGCACCUGCGAGGCCAAUGGCAGCAUAUACUACAUGGGAGAAUGGUAUUUCCUGGACUCUGAUCACUGCACUCAAUGUGAGUGCACCGCUGAGGGCUCCGUGUGUGCCCGCACUGAAUGCACCUCUCUCCCAGCUGCAUGUAUCCACGUUAGCCACUACCCCACCGACUGCUGCCCCAGGUGUGAAAAAAUUGGGUGUGAGUAUCGAGGGGUGGUUUACGAGCUAGGACAGAACUUCCAGCCAUCAGAAUGUGAGCAGUGCACUUGUGACAGUGAUGGCAUUGCCCGCUGUCUUGUGGCAGAUUGUGCGCCUCCACCAUGUGUCAACCCUGUCUAUCAGCCUGGGAAGUGCUGCCCUGAAUGCAAGGAGGGUCCUAACUGCUAUGUUGAUGGAUCACGCAGUAAAGUGAUUCCUGCAGGAGAGCCCAUCUGGGUUGACUCCUGCACCAAGUGUCGUUGUCACGACGGCCAAGAUGCUGGUUACUGGGAGGGAAACCGCCUCGCCACCUGUUCCCGCCUCAGAAACUGUAAACCUCAACAGCCGCCCACCCAGCAAAACUGAUUCUCUGUCAGUAGGUAGACUGUCAGAGGUCUACAUUUCUUAAAAUACAUGUUGUUUAAAGAAACAGUACGUUAAUGUACUGUACAGUACUGUGCAAAUGUCUUAAGCCACCGGUUCUUUCUUUUGUCUUUUUUUUUUUUGCUAGAAAAAUGGGAAAUACAUAAUAAGAGGCAAAACAGAGUUUGUACUAUGCAGUGGAAGGAUAUCCGUCAAGAAGUGAAUAACAGAUGGAUCAGCUGAAAGGCCACAUACAACUCUCAGGUCCUGUGUCAGGUCUUUGCUGGACUUUAAGAUGCUGUUCAUCUGCUGCAGAUUUUUGUUUGGGACUGCCACUUUUCCUCCACUUGUCCAGUUCCUCAAAUUUCUUAAGUUCACACUGCACACAAUGUCAAAAUAUGACAAGUUUUCUGCUAAAAGUUCUUUCGGACCUUCGCUCCUUGUUGGUGCAAAAAUACUAAUUUGUGUCUCUCAGAUUGUGUUAACUUUGAUAUUUUUUGUAUCAUGUGCCUAAACAUAUGAUUUUGAAUGUGCUAAAUCGUCUCUUAUCUAAUCUCUCUUACACUGGUUCAUCUCUUGAGUCAGGUACUUUUUUUUUCUUUUUCUUUUUCUUUUUUUUUUAUAAAAGACCGCCCUUCAAAAAUAAUCAAAACAGCAAAGACAGUCCAAAACGGUCCAAAAAAAAAAUAAUUGAAAAACCUCUCAAAGUUUGGAGAACUAUUGCUCAGACCAAUUUGAAAAAUUACAAUAAAGCCUGCCUACUUUGAAACAAAAUAUAAAGGAAUGACAUGUGGCUCAAGACUUUUGCACAGCAUUGUACCUUAGGCAACAGGACAAGGAUACCUAAUCCAACAUUUCAGUGUAACAAACAACACUAAAGCUGUCACUGACAGGACACUAGCUGAGAAUUAUAAGAACUUCAAAAACACAAAAUUAGGUUUCAGUAAUGUUGUUUUAAAUGGACAACAAACACUCCAACACUUGUUCCCAAUACCUGCACUACUACAGAAGAAUCUUUAAUGAAACAAAUCUAACAGGAACAAGUAAAUUAAACGACCCUUGAGUAGUGGCCUUCCUAUCAUGAUUGGUGUUUUUCUGAGAGAGAGAGAUGAGUGGGCUAUUGCAGACCUUGGGGAGGACCAAGGAGGUAUUUCAAGCAUCAGAACAAAGCCAAUGUAAUUAUUGGAUGACAAGAAAUGAUAAUUGACCUGUCACCAGCUGAUGCAGCAGUAAAAUGCAUGCAUCACUGUGAUGCGAUUUAGACUAGGAAACAGCAGAACGGAGCAAUAAACAACUUUGUGUCUGUUCUAUAAAUAUUGUAGUUCAAUUUCCAUGCUAAUUGAAAUAUAAUGUAUGAGAGUAUGGCCUGACAUAUGACUGUACAGUAGUUGUAGACAAGGGUAAUAUUUGAAAACAGGGUUUCAUUUAGGGGAAUGUUAUUUGUACAUGUCCACUGUAGAGCAGGAAAAAAAAAAAACAAUCUGUAACUCGCAGCUUUGUUCAUUUUUCACAAGAAAGGUGUAGCUUUUAUACAAACAACCUUGUACAUUAUUUACACUCUCCAAGUGGAAAAUUAUGAUUUACUGUUUUCAGAAUGAAAUGUAGCAUGAAGUAUAUUGUCCUUUUUUUAUAUAGAAACAUUGAUAGGCAGCAGGCCUACCUUCUGUGAUUUGUCAUCAUUUCUCACUUUGAUCAUGAGGGACAUUUCAUAGAAAAAACCAAAAGUGAUUUCAAGUUUAAAACUCUGUGUUUACCGCUUUUACAUUACAUAAUAAUCUCGGGCUGCUGCUGCCUGCAUCAGUGCCAUUGAUCCAUUGUAGCUAAAUAGCAUUAAUAAGCAGACGCUGUGUUUGUAUUUCACAAAAUAUGAAAGAAUUCCUACAAGUGCAGCUUUCAAUUUACUGGCUGAUAUGAAGGGAACUGAUGUGAUGUGAUGCUGCAUACCUUUUUUGAUAAUCCAUACAGGUGUGCAGAGAAAAUGUGCAAAAAUUCUCCAAAUUAAAACUCCU